AUGAAAUUAUGGGUGUUGUUGCUAGCGGUGGUCCUAGCGAGCCUUGAGGAUCUCAUGUUUGGCGACCUUGAUAAGGGGAUGAUGCUGCCGUCCGCCCUUGUGGCCAAGCUGUCGAUCACCCUGGUUUCAAGCAGCGGCAAGUCCUCGAGCCUGCAACUGGCUCUGGACAGUGCCUCGGCUUCGUCGCUGGCUCUGCAAGACCUAGGAGCCAAUCCGUUGAGUAAUUUGGCGGGAGGCGGCGACGAUAACCAGGACUUACAAGAGUUUACUCCCAUCCGCGACCUGAUCCUCCAGCUGGAGACCCGCUACUAUUCAUUUAAUGUUAAUACUACCAGUGGGUUGGGGCUGGUGUAUCAGUUCCUUAUCUUUUUGCUGGGCAAUUUGUGUCUGCAGCCGUAUAAUGUGUUCCCUGGUGACCGACUGUUAACCGUGUAUUACCUGUUUAACAGUUCUGUGUUUGGCAAUUUGGAGCUUGGGACGAUGAUUGAAUUCAAAAACGGCUACUUUCAAGCGAUUACUGAAGUGCCACGGGCUAAUGAUUCCGAUGAUGAUGAUGACGACGAUGACGGCAUCAGUGCUGCCCCCUCUCCUCUGGGGACGGCGGCUGACCAAUUUGACGUAUUGUACAUCGCUGUGAGAGCGCCAGAAAACACUAAUCGUACGGCAAGCUGGACUUACCAGAUUGGGGUGCUGCAGAACGAUCUUGUCUUCCAAUGGGACGAUCGCCAAUGGGCGCAGUUGGUCGACGCCGAUCUGGAUCUGGCGCUUAUUGUGACGGGUAAUUUGACCACAAACAAUACUUUUGACGAGUUAAACGUCAAUAGUUCACAAUAUUCGCUUCUCAUCUUCCCCGCUACGUAUGAAGAUAAGUUUGCCAUGCUUAAUUCGCUGUGGUGUGCUGUGCGCAAUACGCCACCGCUAUUUGAACUGCUGUUGUUUGAGACCAGUUAUACGCUGCGGAAUGGGUUCCUUCAGCAGCAAUUCUUCGUCUCCGGACUAAAUGCGCUGACCAGGUAUCUUGCGUAUUUGCUCAGUUCGUUUAAAGGGAAAGACUACGGUGGGGCAGUUUAUCAACCAUUUGAGUUCAAAACGAUGAAUCUGAAUUCCUGCAAGCUUAUCUAUGAUCUUGAAUUUUGCCAGGGAGUGCUGUAUGCGGUACCGAAUAACCCUCAAUUCAAUCGCACUGAGCUUCGUCAGCUUUAUGACAAUCAGGCCAAAGACCUUUACCAAAACUUUUCCUAUGCCUUACAACAAGUGGCGUGUAAUGCUUCCGACGAGACACGGUUUUCCCCCAUUGUCAAUUGCGACGAUUGUGAUGAACUGUAUCGAGAUUGGCUCUGUAGCGUCACCGUCCCUCGAUGCACUACGGAACAACAAGACUUCUACGUGUUCAGGGACGUCAAUCAGAGUCGUAGUGACUUCAUCAACAAGCAAGUGAGCCCGCCAAACCCAUACUACGAGAUCAUGCCGUGUAUCGAUAACUGCUAUGCUCUCGUACGCGAUUGUCCCGUUGACUUUAAUUUCCAGUGUCCUACGCGUAACCAGCUGGUGAUUAAAAGCUAUAACUUCUACGAUAAGGACUCGGAGUUCCCUACUUGUAAUUUGGUCAAAAAGUACCGUCCGCAAGACCUCGACCACGUGUUUGGCCAGGAUGAGAUCGUCAACACCGUGCGCAAGUUUGUCCACGAAGGGCGGCUACCCCAUCUCCUUUUCUAUGGUCCUCCGGGGACGGGGAAGACCCUGACGAUCGUGGCGUUAGCUCGUGAGAUCUACGGUAAAAACUAUAAGAAUAUGGUGCUUGAACUUAAUGCUUCCGACGAUAGAGGGAUUGACGUGGUGCGGAACCAAAUUAAAGAGUUCGCCCUGACCCGACAAAUCUUCAGUCAAGGGUUCAAACUCAUCAUUUUGGAUGAGGCCGACGCCAUGACCCUGGUGGCGCAAAACUCGUUGCGGCGGAUCAUCGAGAAGUACACCAAAAACACCCGUUUCUGCAUCCUUGCCAACUAUGCUCACAAAUUAAAUCCGGCGGUAUUGCUGCGGUGUACCCGCUUCAGAUUCAACCCUAUCACCAAUGACGGCAUCCAGCAUCAGAUCGACGACGUCGUGCGGGCCGAGUCACUCCAGUUGACGCCGGCAGCAAACGACGCCGUGGUGAAAUUGUGCCAAGGUGACAUGAGACGGGCGCUCAACGUGUUGCAAGCAUGCAAGGCUGCGUCAGACAACGGAGCAAUUGACGAAGACAUGAUCUACGAGUGUAUGGGGUCAGUGCACCCUAAAGAUAUCGAAGCGUGUCUUAGCAGUGUGUUACGGGAUGACUGGACCACCGCCGUCACGACUGUGACCAAGUACAAGUCGGCCAAAGGCAUUGCAUUAGUCGAUUUAAUUACCGGCUUUGUGCAAUCGUUGGAUCAGUACCAGCUUAAGCCCCAAGUCCGUUUGGAAGUGUUAUCGCGGUUAAGUGACAUUGAGUAUGCCAUUCUGCGGGGAGGCAACGAUAAGAUCCAGACGACGGCGGUGAUUGCGUCGAUCAAGCAGGCGAUGGAAGCGCAAGCGUGA
This is a messenger RNA of Diutina rugosa, 2556 nucleotides long. It is a transcript of the gene RFC3, whose product is annotated as replication factor C subunit 3. Gene Ontology annotation, biological process: calcium ion import across plasma membrane; DNA replication. NCBI's taxonomy places the organism in Eukaryota, Fungi, Ascomycota, Pichiomycetes, Serinales, Debaryomycetaceae. The coding region runs from base 1 to 2556 and encodes 851 amino acids. The record is from RefSeq and is a predicted model, not a curated record. The transcript has 2 exons. Gene Ontology annotation, molecular function: DNA binding; calcium channel activity; ATP hydrolysis activity.